GCCGCCGCUUCGUCAUCCUCUCAGUACACGUAUCCGCCCGCCACCACCUCCUAUUUUCCGACCCCGUUUCACCUUCAACAAACGCCUCCUCCACCUCCCGUUCCUUACAUCGGCGCCGCCCCUCCUCCUACCGUUCCGGCUGUUCCUCUACCCGUUUAUCCCGCUCCUCCCACCGUGUACACUUUGCCGCAAUAUCAACAGGCCCAACAGUUGUUCCAGAGGGAUGCGCAAACAAUAACACCAGAAGCUAUUGAAAGUGUAAAAGCUGCACUUGCAAGCAGCGAUAUUGAGCACAAAGCAGAGACUAAGAAGAAGGCAAUUCCUCGGAAAGCUGCAGGGCAGACUUGGGAGGAUCCCACCCUUGCAGAAUGGCCUGAGAAUGACUAUCGUCUAUUUUGUGGUGAUCUUGGAAAUGAGGUGAAUGAUGACGUUUUAUCCAAAGCUUUUUCAAGAUUUCCUUCAUUUAAUAUGGCCAGAGUGGUUAGAGAUAAGCGUACUGGUAAAACCAAGGGGUAUGGGUUUGUCAGUUUUUCCAACCCGACUGACCUUGUGGCAGCUUUAAAAGAAAUGAAUGGGAAAUAUGUCGGGAACCGACCAAUUAAACUUCGCAAGAGCACCUGGACUGAGAGGACUGAUGCCGAAGCCCUGGAAAGACAAAAGAACCAGUCUCAGAAGAAGACAAAGCUGCCGAAGAAAAGUGUAUUGCACAAAUGAGUGCUUAGGUAAUGUGUGAAGGACACACGCCGUUCAAAAACUUAGCCUGGUUUUCCUAUGUAGACAAAGAAACUCCUCUACUUUUCAUCAAUCCUACCAUCAGUACAUUUAUGACUUAUUGGAAUUGUUUUCCCUCAUGAGGCAAGUACAUUGGUGUAUCCGAGUGAUGAAGUGUAAAAACAUGAUCAAAUGAUGUUCCCUUUUGCCCAAUUAAUGGCACAUUCGUUCACUUGACUUCAA
Messenger RNA from Sesamum indicum (sesame), 954 nucleotides. RefSeq names its product RNA-binding (RRM/RBD/RNP motifs) family protein. Gene Ontology annotation, molecular function: mRNA binding. The record is from RefSeq and is a predicted model, not a curated record. NCBI's taxonomy places the organism in Eukaryota, Viridiplantae, Streptophyta, Magnoliopsida, Lamiales, Pedaliaceae.